Fundulus heteroclitus (mummichog) is the source of this 1385-nucleotide messenger RNA. It is a transcript of the gene dnajb5, whose product is annotated as DnaJ heat shock protein family (Hsp40) member B5. Gene Ontology annotation, biological process: negative regulation of transcription by RNA polymerase II. Bases 261 to 1310 code for a protein of 349 amino acids. Gene Ontology annotation, molecular function: protein-folding chaperone binding. The record is from RefSeq and is a predicted model, not a curated record. Lineage: Eukaryota; Metazoa; Chordata; Actinopteri; Cyprinodontiformes; Fundulidae. The transcript has 5 exons. Gene Ontology annotation, cellular component: cytosol.
CGGGCGGGCGGACCUCAGCGUUUGGUCAGUGGUUAUUUCGGAGCCUGUGAUCCCCGCCGGUCGGUGCUGCGUCCUGACGUCAGGUUAUUAUAAGGAGGCGGCGGAACCGGAGCGGCGGGGCAGACAGCAGGGCUGAAGGGGCGAAAGGAGCGGAGAAACACGCCGGAGCGAGCCGGACCAUGCUGAUCUGACUCCCCAUUCUGUGAUAGAGCACAGUCUGAGCUGAAGACAGGGGCUUCUGGGUCCUGAGAGGUGCAGGCAUGGGGAAGGACUACUACAAGACCCUCGGGAUCCCCAAGGGAUCAAACGAGGACGAGAUCAAGAAGGCCUACCGGCGCAUGGCGCUGCGCUUCCAUCCAGACAAGAACACGGAUCCGAACGCGGAGGAGAAGUUCAAGGAAAUCGCUGAGGCCUAUGAGGUUCUCAGCGACCCCAAGAAGAGGGUUGUCUAUGACCAGCUGGGAGAGGAAGGUUUGAAGACAGGAGGCAGCAGCUCUUCAGGUGCUCCUGGCAACUCGACGCACCACUACACUUUCCACGGAGACCCCCACGCCACCUUCGCCUCUUUCUUCGGAGGCUCCAACCCCUUCGACAUGUUCUUCGGCUCCAGCCGCAGCCACAGCCGCUCCAACGGUUUCCCCUUCCACAAUGACCACAGCAACGGGGCAGAGCAGGACGCGGAGAUGGAUGAGGACGAACACUUUGCUCAUUUUGGGAGACCGUUUGGCUUCCCGGGCGGAAUGAACAACGGCUUUCCAGGGGAGGGCCGCAGGAGGAGGGGCGCAGCUCCGUCAGAGCGCCUCGGGACCAACCGGAAGCACCAGGAUGCUCCGGUGGUCCACGAGCUGAAGGUCUCGCUGGAGGAGAUCUUUCACGGCUGCACCAAGCGCAUGAAGAUCACUCGCCGCAGGCUGAAUCCAGACGGGCGGAGUAUGAGGACAGAGGACAAGAUCCUCAACAUUGUCAUCAAGAAGGGCUGGAAGGAAGGGACCAAGAUUACUUUCCCAAAGGAGGGGGACGAGACCCCUGAGAACAUUCCCGCUGACAUAGUGUUUGUGCUCAAAGACAAAGGGCAUGCCCACUUCAAAAGAGACGGUUCCAAUAUCAUUUAUAACUGCAAGAUAACCCUAAAAGAGGCGCUGUGUGGCUGCACAGUUAGCAUUCCCACGCUGGAAAACCGUGUAAUCUCGCUCCCUUGCCACGACAUCAUCAAGCCAGGAACGCUGAAGCGGGUCAGAGGGGAAGGCCUGCCUUUCCCCAAGAAUCCAUCGCAGCGAGGACAGUGGAGUUUGGACAUUUUCCAAAAGUGACAGGUAAACACACACUUUGACCUCCACUUGGUAAAACUCACUCGGACACACGAGCCUCAUCGGACCCUUGAAGAA